AUGACAUCCUUACUGUCACAGCCGACAACAAGCAGAGCAGGUGCUCUACUAGCUAUGUCAAUCGCUCGACCCCUUCCUCUCCUCUCUACCCGAUUACCCUACCCUUUAUCAAAUCGACCAUUCAGUACCUCCAAACCACGUAGAAUCAGUCAUUUCGAUACUUACCUAUUCGUAGAGAAGCUGGAGAAGAAUGGGAUGACGCGUAAACAGGCUGAAGGGGUGAUGAGUGUCUUAGCGGAGGUCGUGGAGGAAAGUAUAAAAGGGAUGGAAAGUGGUUUGGUCAGUAAGGCGGAGCAGGAGAAGCAACGUUACACUGAGAAAGUCGAUUUUGCCCGACUCAAAUCCGAGCUCCAGCUACACGAGAAGAACGAUCUAUCUCUGAUGAAAGCAGAGAACGACCGACUGAUGGCUGAUGUUGAAAAGCUAAAACAGCGUUUGAGGGAGGAAGUAACUCGUACUCAGGCAGGAGUAAGGUUAGAUCUGAAUUUGGAAAAAGGUAGAAUAAGGGACGAAUCAAGUCAACAGGAAUUAAAGAUCAAAGAGGUAGAUACGAGGAUCGAAAGUGAAAUUGCAGGUUUAAGAACUCAGAUAGAACAAGCUAAAUUUAGUAUAUUACAAUAUUUGGUUGGUGUAGCUACUGGUUCAGGUGCUUUGUUGCUCGCUUACAUGAGAAUGAUGAGAUAG
This is a messenger RNA of Kwoniella botswanensis, 684 nucleotides long. RefSeq lists its product as uncharacterized. Bases 1 to 684 code for a protein of 227 amino acids. The record is from RefSeq and is a predicted model, not a curated record. Gene Ontology annotation, biological process: mitochondrial respiratory chain complex IV assembly. The transcript has 5 exons. Lineage: Eukaryota; Fungi; Basidiomycota; Tremellomycetes; Tremellales; Cryptococcaceae. Gene Ontology annotation, cellular component: mitochondrion.